AUGUCAGAAACAUGUCAGAAAGUUCAGCUGGCGAAGCAGCUCCGAGGCGAACCCAGGGGCAGGUAUCUGCUGCAGCUUCUGGGCCGUGUGGCGGAGCGUGCGGCAGAUCUCUGUGGCCGCGCGCGCGUCAUCGUUUCUGACGAAAACCUACGCGACUGGGAUGUCGAAAUUCGGCUUCCGGUCGAGAGUCGCUUGGGGAGGCAGCUGGCCGACCGUAAGACACGGACCCAAGCCCAAGACUUUGUGCUUAUGAGGCUUCACUUCCCAGGCACGUUUCCUGCGCAUCCGCCAGUCCUGUGCUGCAUUCGGCCCCGCCUGACGCUCACUGCGGCGAGCAAGGUCCCGCUAACAGACACUGGCAUCCUGCGAUUGCCAGAGCUGUCAACAAUGCAUUGGCGGCCUGAACAGGACAUAGUCGAUGUUGUUCUCCAAGUUUGCACAUUUCUUUCAUCCGAUGGGCUUCUGCUGGACCCAUCGGAGAGGUCAUAUUCUUCGCCACCUGGAAAUGUGGGACUCGGAACAACCAUCAAGCUACCUACAGUUUCGCGGUGCAUGGAGUUUUUCCCAGCUUCAAAUCUGGAUCUUGCUGCAGAUUUUGUUCCUGAACUUGCCGACGUUCCACCUGGUAGAGUGGUGUUGUCCCAACGGUAUGCUCUAGACAUUUACAAUCGCAUUUUCGGAACUGAGCAACAAAGCACGGCGGCUUUCCAUGUGGAAAUCAAGAACUGCCGUAAAGAGAUCCGAGCAUUUGCUGGAAUGUCAGAGGUGUCUGCACUAGAAGAGCCCGUUGUACUUUUACCCUCGUGUAUGAUGCAGCAGCUCUUCCUGGAGGAUGGCGACCCGGUGCGGGUCCGUGCAGUGACUCUUCCCCUUUGUGGGUGCGUCCACUUGCAGCCUAAGAGCCAUGAUUUUUACGAAGUAGUUGGUGCUGAGCCAGAGCUUGUGUUACAGGAGUCACUAGCGCGUCUUCCAGCUUUGACAUCGGGGUUGUCCAUCCAGGUGGAGGUGGCCAUUGCCAACAACUUUCAAAUUGGGCUGCGAAGGGUGGGUGUUGUCGUUGCUCGGUUGGAGGAUCUCUCAGGCAAUGACGUGUUGGCUGCCAAGCUUCCGGGUCAUGCUGGAGUGCUCGGGGACCACGAGGUCCGUGUGGAGCUCCUUCCGGCCGCAGACCUGGCCGAAAGCGAAAAAGAGCAUGAAGCGAGGCUUCGCGCAGAAUCUCAGCGCCAAGCGAAGAUUCAGCAAAUGCUGGAGGAGAAACAUGCUCGACUCAAAGUCCAUCGCGGGGAUAUGGCACAAAGUGGUCAUUUAGACGAGGCGCAUAGUGAACCCAGCUCAACAGUUGAGCUUUGCUUCCGUCUUCCAAACGGAAGGCAGCUGCGACACCGAUGCCCCAGUGACAGAACUGUAUCAAACUUGAAACGUCGCCUCUUCGGCUUGCUUGCAGACUCUGAUUUGUGGAAGCCAUGUGUGGACGACGCAGCAGCUUUGGAAUUGGCGAUAUUUCCGCGGAGAGUGCUCGGCGAUGCGGAGAUGGUGUCGCAGAUAGGCGACCGGGCAGUCGUUCAUGUUACAGAAAGCCUUGAGGCAGUGCAAGCGGCAGAGCACUCCAAAGCGGUGUUGGAUUCUGUUGUGUACCCAGCAGGAUUGGAAGAAGCAAUUACGUCUGCAACGCAUGAUGUUGACCUAAACAAGGUCGUAGCUAUCGAUCAAAGCACUUCCACCGCGGACCGUUCUGCGCAGAGAGCGGCGGUCCACGACGAGGGCUUGGAGACCCUGCCCUUUGCAGAGCUUCGCGCAUUGGCAUUGAGUUUGGGGCUGCUUGCUGCAGACAUUGCACGUGCUGUUGACAAGGCGGAGCUGCUGGAACUCGUUACACGGCACCAACGCCGAGCAGCGCGGCAUGCCAGGGUCAGAAUCCGUGAGAAUACAGAGAGGUCCUCAAACGUCCCCGAGCGCAGAGCCUCCUCUCUGUCUGCUCGUGGCUCCCAACCGCUGCCCCAUCCGGGUCCGGCAGGUCCGGGUCCUGGCCGUAACAGCAGAAGCAGCCAGAGCCAGUCUGUUGGAGCACGUGAUCGACGCCUCGACUCUGCCACGCCCAUCAGCCAAGCGGAUGGGCCGCGUGGCAUGCGUGGCAGUACGUCUUCAGCUCGGUUCCCUCGGCCUCCACGGGGAAAUGCACUGGGCCCAGAGCCACGGGCAGGUGUUGCUGGUUUACCUUUGGCUCCAAGAUCAGCAACUCGCAGCCCGCCAGGUCACCCCGAACGAGAUGACGCUCCUGGCAGCACAUCGCGGAAUCCGAGGCUCCACGCGCCACGUCCACGCGAGCCCCUGCGAUGCGCCGGUCAGUUGAUGCUCGGGCCAGCUGGGAUGGUCGGAAACAACCGGACAGAGCAGCAAAGGCCCGAACAGAGACACGGUGACCCAAUUUCUCCACGUCCAAAGCGGCGUGCUCAGCAAUAA
Symbiodinium sp. CCMP2592 is the source of this 2460-nucleotide messenger RNA. The record is from the annotation of a GenBank genome assembly. Lineage: Eukaryota; Dinophyceae; Suessiales; Symbiodiniaceae.